ACUUCCUGGCUUUUAAAUAUGACUGCUCGACUCGGGAAGAAAUUGUACCGCAAAUCAGCGGUUCAUUCUAUGGAGACAUCAGUAUUCAGAGCUUUCCUUUAUUUUCUAUAGCAUCCCGGCUUUCGCGUGGAACAUCAGCCAGCCGUGUACGUGACUGUACAGAGAACGCUGGGCAGGAUGACCCGAACCCUGUGUGCGCUCUGCAUUUUUCUGUUACUAUGGUGUUUUCUGCUAUGUACCAGUGAGGGAGCUGGGAAGAAGAGAAAUCGUAGCUCCCAAGGAGCAAUUCCCUCACCAGACAAAGGCCAGCCAAACACCUCGGAGCAGGCGGGAAACCGGAGCAAUGUGGAUGAAGUCUUGGAGUCGAGUCAUGAGGCACUUCACGUCACUGAGAGGAAGUACCUGAAGCGGGACUGGUGCAAAACACAGCCCCUCAAGCAAACCAUCCACGAAGAAGGCUGCAACAGCCGCACCAUCAUCAAUAGGUUCUGCUAUGGCCAGUGCAAUUCUUUUUACAUACCAAGGCACGUCCACAAGGAAGAGGGCUCUUUUCAGUCCUGCUCCUUCUGUAAGCCUAAAAGAUUCACCACCAUGACAGUCACCCUAAAUUGCCCUGACCUGCAGCCUCCCAUUAAGAAGAAAAGAAUCCAGAGAGUUAAACAGUGUCGCUGUAUUUCCAUCGAUCUCAACUAAAGUGAGAAGAAUACCAUCAUCACAAUUUGACAACCUGCAACGUAAUGAACCACAGUCAUAACUCUGGGACAAAUGCAUUUAAAUAUGUUUGUAUCCUCAAUUACCUUUAUCUGUUUAAGGACUUGGAUUCAGAUCCAAUCCCCGAGUAGAUAAUUUCCACUGUGUGGAGUGUGAAUAGUCAGAGAGAAGGAUAUGAAUAUUUAAAUAAUUAUUUCAAAGCUCUUGUUCAGAACAUUGUGGGUAUUUAAUAAUUAAUUUCCGUUUCAUUGUGUGAGAUUGUAUUCAACUUAAUUUUGCCCAUAAUACUACAAUGCUAACCAAAAGGGAGGUAAUUCUGGUAUUCAUGAAGUUUACUGAACAAUUACUUUACAAUUAACAUCAUGCAUAACUCAUUGUAAGAGGCUUGACUUUAAAAUAUAUUUGAACUAAUAAAAUAUCUAGUAGUUUACUUUGUAAUUGGCUGGUCAUUCACAAAUAUGCUUCCAAUGAUUGCCAUUAGAAGUGCGAGUGGGCAGGAAAAGCAAUCAUCUAAGCAAGAAAUGCAUUCUUGGACAUGCUUGUCUUUUGAUUGCUUUAGCAGCAGUACAAAGUGCCUCUGUAACCAACUGCUGGAUGUGCACAAAAGCUUCGAACUUCAAAAUACAAGUACAGAAUCAUUUGUAAACCACUUAGAUGCACUAAGCAUCCAACUUGAUAUGUUGUUUAAAAAAAGCAUUUUUAAUGGGCUUAUUAUACACCCUGAAGAGCACAAUUAUGGGAAUAAUUAACACCUUUGCCAGCUACAUGAUAGAGAAUGGCAGGAUUGAUCCUAGAUCCUUCAUACAACUUUACUGAUUUCUUUAUUUUUCCGCUGAGAUGGUUGUAUAGAGAGGGUACUAUUGCUGCUACAUAUAUAUUAAAUAUAUGAUGAAUGCAGAGAUCAAACCUUGUGUCAUUCACUUACCAUUAUAAUUACAUGUUGAUAUUUCCCCUGAGGCUGUUUCUUUUUGACAUGCUUGAAAUAUCUCCUUAUGCAGACCAAAGAAAGAACAAAAGUGGUACUUGUGAAUAUAUUUGUAGAAAGCAACAGUAUUUUGGCUUUUAAUUUAAUGCCCUUAGCGUAAGUGUGUAUUAUACUUGCUGCUUUUUACUGUAAAAAAGUAUAUUAUACGUUUAUUUCAGUUUCUGCUGUUAAGUAUUAAAUUGUUGGGUUGAACAGGUAGCACUGUGAUGGAGCAUCAUUGCACAGUAACAUAAAUUGGUGGGAUAUAAAGUUACAAUACCUAGUGCUCCAAUGCUGAGCAUCUCAUUUUGAAUAGAUUACUAGACGCGGGAAAGAGAAACUAAAAGCUUUCCUGCAACGUGAAUGAGAAUUAACUUCGGACCUUCCUCAUGCAGAUAAAGCAUGUAUAGAAGUAGCUCAUAUGUACUCAAUGGCACUCAAGAGAGUGCAGGGAAAGAGAGGAUGGUGAAUGACAAAGAUAAAUGAAAAUAAAUGGGUAACCACAUGUGUUUUUGUUUGGUUAUUGGAGAAUGAUCUUCAUUUUGGAAUAACUGUAUGGAAUCAUCUGUAAUUCAUUACAAAAUGUAAGCUAUUCAUAUUGAAAUGAUGGACUUAUAUCAAUAUCAGAAUAAUGCUGUCAGAUCGCUGAUCACUACAUUUCACAAAAAAAAUUCUGAUCUGAGAUUCAGAAUAAUACUACCCAUACUGAAUAUAAUGAACUGAAUCCACCUGGAUCUGAUGACUUUGAAAACAUCCCUUUGAAUUCCAGUAGCAAGUUUUUGUGAAGAGGAACCAGUUCAUCUCUUCCCUACUCUCUUAGGGAGUGUCAAAUCAUGAGAAGAAGCAGGAGUAACCAAUGCAUUGUUAUUCUAUUGGAUAAUUCUGCAACUCUUAUGCUUCAGCAGCAUUACACACUGAAUGAAAACGCGAUUGCAUGAUCAUGGUGCUCUCCUGUAUAGUGUAAGCAUGAUGAUUCUGCUUGGUAUAGCCAGGCAUCAUUAGUAGCAAUUAAUUAGAUUGACUCAGUAAUAUUAAACGAUGAACACUGUAUGUAUUUAUGCUUACUUGUGCAUUGUAAUAUUUGUACUCAUUUUACUGCAUGUACUGCAGAUUAUUUCGUUGUUGAGCUUGCUUAUCUUCACUGUCUCAUCCAGAUGUGGUAAGUUUUAAAAAAAACAAGACGUCAUAAAAAGAUUGUAAUUAAGCAAAAUAAGAUCUCAUUCCAAGCAUUUUAUUUGCCAUGUUAAAUGUUAGUACACAAAUAAAAACUACCUUCCGAA
Molecule: messenger RNA, 2955 nt
Organism: Mobula hypostoma (lesser devil ray)
Lineage: Eukaryota; Metazoa; Chordata; Chondrichthyes; Myliobatiformes; Myliobatidae
Gene: grem1a
Product: gremlin 1a, DAN family BMP antagonist
Exons: 2
Coding region: 178-693 (171 amino acids)
Biological process (GO): animal organ morphogenesis
Molecular function (GO): receptor ligand activity; BMP binding
Source: RefSeq, a predicted model, not a curated record